GUGUAUGAUGAGAGAGGCUGUCUGUGCGCUCACAGGCUGCUCAGCUCUCAGUGAGUGAGGAGCGCGUGCAGAGGUCGGACUGCAGGGACCGAGCUCCGGUCAGCGCGUGGACUCUCAGCUGCACCGGAGACCAGGACACGGACCCGGGAGAGAGAGAGUUUGUUUUUUCCGCUCGUAGCUGAGAGAUGGAAUGUAUUGAAAGGACUCAGACUGUGUGAAAGUUUGUAUUCCGGACAUGGAGACACAAACAAAGAGAGAUUUGAUCUGAUAGAGGCAGACCUCUCCACUCCGGGCUGGGUUUGAGGGACAGCGGAGGAUGACACCUGCAUCCAGCCUGCAUCUUUGAGGAGUGGGUAAAAACCUUUCCGAGAGACACUGUCCUCUGAGUCUUCUGUGAGACCCCAAACUGCGCACAGUUCACGGCUCUGGCUGCAGAAAGACGCUUUUUUUUGCACUUUAUCUCUUUGCACCCUGGAAAACUGCCUCCUGAAUAUCACUUUGCACACAGGUGAGCACCCAGAUUAAGACUGAAUGUAAAGUUAUUGUCUUUAUCUCGUUAAAACAGUCUUAUCAUCUUAGACUUGGUCGGAUUUCUGUGUUUAUCUACACUACAGUUUAGGAAAUCCAGGUUCAUGGUUUGGUCAUUCUGAUAAAGAUAGAAGUCCCUUUAAUAGUUUUAAAUCCAGGAAUCUUCACAAGUUUUACACAAGAGGAGAUUAUUGAUUGAAUCAGAUGAUUAACCCUUUCUAAUCUAGAUUUACACGGAUUAUUAUUCUCUUUACAGGUCAGAACAAAUUGUUUUACUCCACACUGAACGCCUGUAACUCCUCUUUAGUUUCCAGUUCAUGAGACAUUUACUGAGAAACAUGAUCAUUCCUGUCCUUAUCUACACAACCACAAGAUUAUCUAGGUUUGUAAUCAUCUAUGUGUGGUUAAAACUUCUCAUAAUCUCAGCCACAUUGUUCUGUACUAACAAACAGUAAUCAGAAAUCUGGAUUAGAUGAUUUACAUCUCAAUUUUCUGGUUUGCAUUAUUGGUAGCAUUUUAACAUUUCUUAAAAGGAGGGUGUAACAUUUACAGGCACAAAGCAGUGAUGGAAUAGGGCUACCAGUGCUUAACAUAAAUAUUCUGAAUAAACUAGUCCAUCAUCUUGAUUUUGCAGCUAAAACAGGAAUAAAUCAACACAAAAGAUUAUGUUUUCGGGUCUACAAAUACUGACUACUGCCAGAAAUUCCAGUAGUCUCCUGAAUCUUCAAUCUGUUCGUUUUCUGGCGUUAAAAUAUGAAGUAAAUUAGGCUUUUAGAUACUGUUGGCAGCAGGGGUUGAAGAGGUUAAUCUUCACAAGUCGCUGUUUUAGUGAGUGUGUAAAGUGUGAUCCCCGUUUCUCAAAAUCCUCUCUCUUUUAUUGCAGGUCUCUUCAGCCACAGUCACUAAAACUGUGCUCACCCUGUCAUGUCCGUACUGCUCGUCUCUUCUUUAGAGUUCACAUCUCCUGGAUUGUGAGAAAUAAAAGACAGCUUCUCCUCAGACUCUUUCUCCAGAGCGAUCACCAGAGCUCUGACUCACCAUGGGCACCGUCCUAUCCUUGUCUCCGGGCUCAAGGAAAUCAGGCUACUAUGACAACCGGCCGGGCUCGCUCAGCCACUACCCGAGCUUCAGCAGCCGCUCCCUCAACAGCCAGAAAGACCGCGGGCUGAAGAGGGGCCAGUCCAUCUUCCUACCGGCGCUCACGUGGAAGCGACUGGUGGCCUCCACGAAGAAGAAGAGCAACUCAAAGAAAUGCUCUGUGACCUUUGGGGACCCUCUGAACAACAACAACAACAUCAACAUCUACCAGAAGGACCCUCUAUUGCAUCUCAACCGUGAGAAUGUGAAGAAGUCGCUGUCAUGUGCCAACCUGUCCAGCUACGAGGGCCCAGCAGGUCUGGGUAUGGGGCUCGGCUACGGAAUCGGGCUGGGUCAGGGUCACGGAUUUGGCUACAGCAAGUCCCAGCAGCUUUCCUCUGCGAAGAAAAUCCCACAGGGCACCGUUACAUCUUCGCCAAAGCGGGUCAUCGUCCAGGCUUCCACCAGCGAGCUCCUGCGCUGCCUGGGUGAGUUCCUGUGCUGUCGCUGCUACCGCCUCAAGCACCUGUCUCCCGCCGAUCCGGUGCUCUGGCUGCGGGCUGUGGACCGCUCGCUGCUGCUGCAAGGCUGGCAGGACCAGGCCUUCGUCACGCCAGCCAACGUGGUCUUUGUGUACAUGCUGUGCAGAGACGUAGUGGACGGCGACGUGGUGGCAUCAGAGCACGAGCUGCAGGCCAUCUUGCUCACCUGCCUCUACCUGUCCUACUCCUACAUGGGCAACGAGAUCUCAUACCCGCUCAAGCCCUUCCUGGUCGAGGCGGGUAAGGAGGCCUUCUGGGACCGUUGCCUUGCUAUCAUCGAUGCCACCAGCGCCAAGAUGCUGCGAAUCAACGCAGAUCCACACUUUUUCACACAAGUAUUCGCUGAACUGAAGAGUGAAGGCGGCUGCGGCCCUCAGGACUAUAGUCGGGUGCUGGAUCGAUGAGAGUUUGGGCACUGAUCUCUGCUGACCGCAUGCCUUUUUGUACUUUCACCUGCACAUGACACAGAUAUUUGUCUCGUACAGAUUCCCCAUCCUCUUUUCUUCUUCUGAUGUUCUGAAGGAGAAAAAAAGGCCCGUCCUGUCAGAGUUAUUUACUCUUCUAAUGUCCCGCCCAUCCUCAAAAUAGCCCCCUCUCUGAUAAUUGGCUAACAAAGGUUCAGAGUGGGUUUCUUUCCUUGGAAUUCCCACCUGAGUUUACUCAACUUGGGGACCCAUUUGGCCCACCUGUCCCCUCUGACCCCCUGGGUCUUGCCCUGGUCAUCCCAGCUGCCCCCUAAAGAUCUGCUAAUCCAAGCAUCCUUGCUCCCAAUCAAUCAUGUAUCAAAAACAGAUCAAGAUACCAUCGUAAAGACCCAUCAAGGAUUUCUCCGUGUUUUUAUUCUGCCUGGCACCGACAGUAUAAUCCCACCGGAGGCAUCUUGACAUCCACUGCUGGCUAAGCCCUGUGUGUGCCAGCAAAGAGAAGUGACUCAGACUGAUGGGAACAGCUGAGGAGGUCCAUGUAAGGUCCCGUCGGUCCUGCUGUGUGCUGUGUGAUCACUAAGGCAGUGUUUUGUGGAGCCUUUUGUGGGUCGUCUCGCCUGAGGGGACAGUUGCUGUUUUUUCAUCUCGACUCGCUCGAACCUGCCAGCAGACUGUUUCUAUUUUAUCUAAUCUCUGGAGAGUUUCCUGGUGGAAGCAGAACACGGAUCUGAGAUUGACAUGUUUUUUUGUGUGAGUGUAUGCACGGGCAUGUGUGUGUGUGUGUAGGCAUUGUUGCGCAGUGGACAGCAGCCAGGGUCAUCAGCUGUUUACUCCUGCCUUUGUUCCCUGCGUCUUGUUGACAGGGCACCCACAGUCGGGGUAUUAAUGAGAUUAGCCGAUUACUGCUGCCCCUCCCCUCUCCCAACCUCUGCCCCCUUCUAGUCCACUCGGCAGCCCUGCAGAGCUCCAGUAGCUUAUCCAGGUCAGCCGGACUGUAAACUCACACACACACAUACUCAAGUUUAAAUACCUUGUUGUGUGCACUUUAUUCUCUGCAGUGAAUACCGCAUUGUUUGAUGCACGUGCGCAGCUCUGGAGAUAUCCCCGCAGGAAUGGCAGGUGAACGCUGUUGUGGUUAAUGAAUUUGCCCCACUUUCUCAUCGGUCACCUGCAUACCGUCAUCGAUGACGAGAGGCUUUGUUUCCUCUCUUAUCCCUCCUCAAACUCCUGCAUUGUGCUGAACUGAGUUGUUGGCAUCUGUGCCUGAGUGCCUUUAAUCUCUAUUUCCGCUUCUGUGUUUGUGUUUGUAACAGAUGCGCCUUAGAGUUUCCACUGAAAAACUGAACAUAUAUAGAUUUUAGGAAGCAGAUCUGAGUAAAUAUCUCUGAUUAGUGACUAAAACUCCAAACCUUUUUGACUUGUGAACCCUGAAAAUGAAUUCCUGCCAAUGACCCUGCCUUGUUUUGCCGUGUUAGCUCAAGUUUAGCCAAAAACAGACUCAUUUCCUGCCAUAUUUUCACUAAACAGCAAAAAAGUCGUACAGCACGAAUAUCUAGUCACCAUUACCAGUACAACCUCAAAUGCUCUAUGCUAGCUAGCUGUCUGACCUACUACCAUAGACUGUAUAUAGAAUGGACACCAUCUGCCUUCUCGCUGGGUGAAGCCACUCCUAGAACAGCACCCUCUAGUGACUGGCUGCAGUAUAGGUCAUAAAUCCUGCCUCCGCCAGCAAAGCUUAUGGGGAUGUGGACAAACUUAAGAAAUUUAUUACACAGAACAUAAAUUUUUCCCCCCUGGUUGCGAUGUUGACAUGUAGUUGUACUGGUUUGUGCUCAAGUCAUCUUUUUUUCUGUGCAGCUCAGAAGAUUGCGUAGAUCAACUGGGGGAUACACUGUUUGAGCCGAGCGUCAUCAUGGCGACUCUCCCGCCGAAUGCAUACAAUGCUAUACAAUGCUACUGCGCAAGUGCUGGAACCAAGUUGUCCAUAGUAUCUACAGUCUAUGCGUACUACCAAUAUGUUUUGCUUGAGGAAGUUUUGGUGCCCCACUUCCCUUCCUCAAUUCCUCAUCUCUUGUUGCACAUCAGAUUCAACCAAACUUCCCAAAGGUUCUGACCUUUACACACAGGAGCAAACAAACAGCUUCUGGUCACAUCUCCUCCUUCUGUAAUCCAGUUCAAAUCCUGCCACCCACUUAAAAAGUAGGAAACGUGAGGAAAUUCAUAAACGGUUUAGGACCCUGUAAGAUCGGGCCCCACACUUCUUGCACAGUUUUUGACUGAGCCUCUAAAUCCUGCUCUGAGAAUCCGGAGGCCUCAGAGACCCAGAGCUCUGCUGCCUCUUCCAGCUCAGCCGGGUUUAUCCAAGUCAAGCCUGCCUCGACGUCUGCCUGUGGGACCUCGCAUGAGCUCACCCCAUUCAAGGGGAGAGGAGCGAAAGCAGUGAUUCAUGCCUCUUUUUCUGUGACUUUGACUGGCAGCCAUUUUGGGCUCGUUGUUGUGGUCAGUGCCUCUCUCUCUCUCUCUCUCUCUCUCUCUCUUUCUCUCUGGUCUGGCUUUUGCUUUCACAAGGACACUUGUGUCUUGACUCAACCCCCCUCCCUCCAGUCCCUCCGUAUCCACUCACACUCAGCUGUUGUUCCCUGGCUGUUUCAUUAGAUUUGACACCCCACACCCGCCAGCCAUUGUCAGGAUGAGGAAGGGCAGAAUGGGAUCGUUUGUUGGCACCGUGUUGGUUGUGUUUGAGUGUGAAUGUGGGUCAAAGUAAAGGGUAGAAUCUGCUUCCACCAUGCUCCUUAUUUAGACUCGAACCAGAGAAUAUCAUAGUCAGAUGAUGCUUCGCCCUCAAAUUAAGGACAACCAAGGAUCAAUCUGCUUCUGGUUGUAUUCGCGUGUUGUUGACCAAAAACAAACGCUGACACAUGAUUUCCAGGACACAAAGGAGCCUGACGCAUGACAGCCUGACGGAGUUUUGACGUAGUUCGUCAAACAUGAUCGAAUUUGGUCUCCACCAAUAAGGCAACUGUCCCCUCCUUUUUGUACAACUCCCACCCGGCUGGAUGGAGCAGCUUUCCUCCAGGAGCCGAGACGCUUCCAAGCCAAUCAACUCUCAACUGGACUGGAGCUCUAAUUCCGUUCAUCCAAUCAAACCCCUCGGCUUUAGGCUCUUUCACUGACUGCCACAUGAUGCCUGAAACAUCUCUGUGGAGAAUCUAUUGUUACAUAGAAACUGAUUGACUGGGGACGCUUAAAAACGAGAAAUAAGAGGACUAUUAUGAUCAGGCGGACGAGGGGACCUUCAUCUGGGACUUUGCUAAUAUUUCAGAUGGGCCUUAGACUGGAUUAGUGUGGAGACUCUUGGCUACGUGUAAACAAUGUGAUAAAAGAUUUAAUGGAUAAGUCCAGUCUUAUUCUUUAUUUUUCUUAAUUUCAAAGAGUAUUAUUAAUUUAUCAUAUUUAAGAACUUUCAACCCCUUAAAACGCUUUUAAAGAAGUCAGUCAAACAUGAGUAAGAAGGUUGGUUGAAUACACAUUUGGUGCCCUGAAAAUAGUGGCUCCAAAAAAAGUGUUUUAAAAAGUUUAACACUGAUAAACGUCCGGCUCUUUGGUCAAUUUAACUGAUUCAUGUUUUUAUUUCUUGAAUAUAAGAAAAAUAUUGAAUACGACAAGACUGUUCCUUUAAGUCUGGACAACUCUGUGAGUUGUAUUAAGUUAUUUCAGUAUGCUGCUGCUGCUGCUGUAGGUUGGUGUGAGUUUUCAAUGGACACCUUAGACCGUGAUGUAAAUAUGUGGGUGUUGUUAAGAAUGAAAAUAUGAACAAAACGAAAUAGUCUUGCUGUGUAGUAGCAUGCAUGCCAGCCGGAUAGACUAGAAAUGUUUCUUUUUUUAUUACUUCUGCUUUUGUUUGAUUUUUAUAUGUGAAGUUUUAAAUGAAAUACUACGACUUUGGUAACUUAAAAAUGGAUCUCAUUGGCGUGCUCCUUUACGGGAAACAUGAUGUCAACAGUAUUAAAUGUGUGCAGGUGUAACUAUCAUCGAGAAGGCGGUAUGUUCAUGUUUAGAGAAAAUAGAGAUAAAAAUAUAUGAAUAAUCGGUAUCAUCUUCUCAAGCUUGAUCCUGAAAUAGCGAAGCAUGUGAGUUCUCAAACUGAACGUCCUUUAUUUUAAACUCAGCCGUCUCAUAUCAGACUUCAUCGGUCGAUUAGAUGUGGUCAUCUUCUGCAACAAAUAUCACAGUAUACGUAAAGACAUGAUCAAGUCAUCAAUAGCUUUUCUCAUCAGUGCACCAGCUGGUUCAACAAAGGCAGCCAUUGUAGAUGUAGCGUUUGUCGCAGGCAGCUCCGGUUCGGCCUGCAGCCUCUCAGACUGUAGCUUCAGCAUUUAGAUUUAAACAAACUUCUCAUUCAGACAGACGAAAAUACAGAUGAGUAUUUAGCUGUCACAUGUCCAUUUCCUCCUCCUCCUCCUAGCGUCCAUAUUUACACCCCUGAGCCGCCAUUGUUUCUGUCACUGCGAAAAGAAGCAGCACAUCACCUCGAGUGACUUUUAUAAAGCCACUAAAACGUGUCGCUUAAAGCAAAAUACUGUCGAUGGGAGAAACUUGAAGAAAAACAAAUGUGACUGUUUCAUUUUUCAUGUUUUUUUUUCCUUUUUCAUGAUGAUGAUGAUGACGUUUACUUUGUUGAUUAUUUAAUAAAGUAUUGAGCUGAAAUCCAAA
Messenger RNA from Xyrichtys novacula (pearly razorfish), 7285 nucleotides. The record is from the annotation of a GenBank genome assembly. Lineage: Eukaryota; Metazoa; Chordata; Actinopteri; Labriformes; Labridae.